AUGCAAAACGACAAAGGAGAACUUGUUGAACUUUAUGUUCCACGUAAAUGCUCUACAUCAUCACGUCUUAUCGCUCCAAAUGAUCACGCUUCAAUCCAAAUUGAUUUUGUUGAUGUUGAUCCAACUACAGGACAAUUAAUUGAAGGAAAAGUUCAUAGAUACGCAAUCUGUGGUGAAAUUAGACGUAUGGGAGAAUCUGAUGAUUGCCUUCUUCGUCUUGCUCAACGUGACGGAUUAGUUCCAAAAUAA
Messenger RNA from Strongyloides ratti, 249 nucleotides. RefSeq names its product 40S ribosomal protein S21. Gene Ontology annotation, biological process: translation; endonucleolytic cleavage in ITS1 to separate SSU-rRNA from 5.8S rRNA and LSU-rRNA from tricistronic rRNA transcript (SSU-rRNA, 5.8S rRNA, LSU-rRNA); endonucleolytic cleavage to generate mature 3'-end of SSU-rRNA from (SSU-rRNA, 5.8S rRNA, LSU-rRNA). The record is from RefSeq and is a predicted model, not a curated record. NCBI's taxonomy places the organism in Eukaryota, Metazoa, Nematoda, Chromadorea, Rhabditida, Strongyloididae. Gene Ontology annotation, cellular component: ribosome; cytosolic small ribosomal subunit. Bases 1 to 249 code for a protein of 82 amino acids. The transcript is spliced from 2 exons. Gene Ontology annotation, molecular function: structural constituent of ribosome.